This is a messenger RNA of Prunus avium (sweet cherry), 3445 nucleotides long. Its product is annotated as Pentatricopeptide repeat (PPR) superfamily protein. Lineage: Eukaryota; Viridiplantae; Streptophyta; Magnoliopsida; Rosales; Rosaceae. Gene Ontology annotation, molecular function: protein binding. The record is from RefSeq and is a predicted model, not a curated record.
CUGUCGUUUCAAUGAACUUAAGCUAAACGCAGCGUUUUGAUCUCCCCUGACUCUGUCCAAAACCGCAACCCUUUCUUCUUCUUCUUCAACCUCGUGAGACUGUGUCUGUAACUCACUCUCUGACGCGCCUCCAUGACCAACCCAACUCAAGCUUUAACCCAACCCCAACUGCUCCAAACCAUAACCAGCCUCUUAACCGCCGCUAAAACCCCACAACUCCAACCCCUUAAACCCUACAUUCCCUACCUCACGCAGCCCCUCCUCCUCUCCAUCCUCCGCUCCAAAGCCCUAGCAAACAAGCCCAGCGCGCUCCUCUCCUUCUUCCAAUGGGCCCAGGCCCACAAUCCGUCCUUAACCCAAACCCCUCACCCCCUCCUCGCCCUCCUCCACCCUCUCCUCUGCCACCACAAGUACCCCGACGCCAAAACCCUGCUCGUCCAAUUCAUCGCUGCCGAUCGCCAAAAUGAGCUCCUCUGGGUUCUUCUGCACCCGGACGACACCGUAGCAAAGCCCUCAAAAGCCCUUCUGGAUAUUUCCAUAGGGGCUUAUCUCCAUUGUGGAAAGCCCCUCCUUGCAGCCCAGCUGUUCAAGAGAAUGAAGCGGCGUCGUUUACAACCCAACUUGCUCACCUGCAAUACUCUGCUUUAUGCUCUGGUAAGGCACGCUUCGUGUGAUUCGAUUUCAUUGGCUAAAAGUGUGUUUAAGGAUGCCAUCAAGUUAGGGGUUAGUGUGAAAACAAAUACGUUUAAUAUUUUGAUAUAUGGCUACUGUUUGGAGCAUAAGUUUAGGGAUGCUGUAGAGUUGUUGAGUAGAAUGAGCGAGUUUGGAUGUUGGCCUGAUAAUGUGAGCUAUAAUACCAUAUUGGACUGGUUGUGUAAAAAGGGGCAGUUGGUUGAGGCGAGGGACUUGUUGUUGGACAUGAAGAAUCGGGGGUUGUUUCCGAAUAGGAACACGUAUAACAUUUUGGUUUGUGGGUAUUGUAAAAUGGGUUGGUUGAAGGAGGCAAUGCAGAUAAUUGAACUGAUGACACAGAACAAUUCGUUGCCGGAUAUAUGGACCUACAAUAUGUUGAUUAGAGCGUUGUGUAAGGAGGGUAGGAUUGAGGACGCUGUUAGGCUUCAGGAUGAGAUGGGACAUUUGAAGUUGAUGCCAGAUGUUGUCACCUAUAACACAUUGAUUGAUGGAUAUUUUGAGUGGAGGAGCAGUUCAGAGGCACUUACGUUGAUUGAGGAGAUGCGUGAAAAAGGAGUGAAACCAAAUGCGGUUACUCACAAUAUAAUGAUGAAGUGGUUUUGUAAGGAAGGGAAGAUGGAUGAAGCAAGUGAUACUAGAAGGAAGAUGGAGGAAGAUGGGUUUGCUCCUAAUUGUGUCACCUAUAAUACUUUGAUUAAUGGGUAUUGCAAGGCAGGGAAAAUGGAAGAAGCAUUUAAAAUGAUGGAUGAGAUGGGUAGGAAAGGUUUGAAGACGAACAUUGUUACCCUCAAUACUGUUCUUCACACUCUUUGUAAUGAGAAGAAGCUUGACGAGGCAUUUGAGUUGCUUCAUACCACAAUGAAGCGGGGUUAUAUUCUUGAUGAAAUUAGCUAUGGAACUCUGAUCAUGGGAUGCUUUAAGAACGAAAAGGCGGACAAGGCUUUGAAGCUUUGGGAUGAGAUGAAGGAGAAGCAGGUCAUUCCCAGCAUCGUCACCUAUAACUCUAUAAUUGGAGGGCUAUGCCAGUCUGGGAAAACUGAUCAAGCAUUAGAGAAGUUGAAUGAGCUUAUAGAGAGGGGUUUAGUCCCUGAUGAGUUUACAUACAACUCAAUACUUCAUGGCUACUGCUGCGAGGGGAAUGUUGAGAAAGCAUUUCAGUUCCACAACAAAACUGUUGAGAAAUCAUUCAAGCCAGAUGUAUUUACAUGUAAUAUUCUUCUUUCUGGGCUAUGUAGAGAGGGUAUGUUAGAAAAAGCCCUUAAGCUUUUUAACACAUGGAUUUCGAAAGGGAAAGACAUUGAUGCAGUUACUUACAACACAUUGAUAUCAAGCCUUUGCAAAGAAGGGAGGUUUGAAGAGGCUUUUGAUCCUCUUUCAGAUAUGGAAGCAAAAAAAUUAGCACCUGACCACUAUACAUAUGGUGCCAUUCUGGGUGCACUUACUGAUAUUGGUAGGAUUGAGGAAGCGGAAGAGUUUCUUUUGAAAUUGAUUGAAUCCAGAAAAUUACCUGAUCAGUCCUCAAAUUUGGUGCAAAGGGGAGUGACCAGUGAAUCUAAAGUUGAAUUUGAUUCGAGCACAGUAGCUUAUUCAGAACAGAUCAAUGAGUUGUGCUUUCAAGGUAAGUACAAGGAUGCAAUGCGCAUUUUGGAAGAAUCCAUGCUGAAAGGCAUCACUUUAAAUAAAGAUGUUUAUAUUAAUUUGAUGAACGGGUUGAUUAGAGGCAAAGGAGUACAUAAAGGCUGUUAAGCUGUAGUGUCACCUUGGGCUAUUUUCGAUAAUGGCAGAGUGCCCCAGCCUUCCCUGCAUGUUCUAACUGAAUUUGACAACAGCUGGACCAGUAAUGAUCGGUAAGGGACUCAUUUCGCUAAUAUUUUCUAUGCUGCUUGUAUAAGCAACUGGAAUAAAUGCAAUAGUGCUGCUGAUCAAAGAUAGAAUCAAGUUUAAUAGUUUUUGAAAGUCGCAGGUGCCUUUACCAAAAGAAUAUAGUUCAAGUGAAAUGAAUGAGAUGGUUCUCUAUCCAUGCCAUUAAAUUUGAGGUUGGGUGGGAUUCAAGCAAGAAUGGAAACUGAUGACAAAUGGCAGGCGAAAGUGGGGCUUGUUUUCCAGACAGGCUUCUCGUAUGGCUUUGAUGUGAGGAGAAAUUGAUUCAUGAGGUUAGCAAUAAUCCGCACAAUGUAAGAAUCAACUUGAGUUUUCUUUCAGAUAAGUUCCAUGUUUGAAAAUGCUAGAGGGACGACUCAGACGAGUAAAGGUGGUGAGGUAUCAGCCUACAGUUUAGUACAAAAGAAAGUUUUCCCGGAGAACAGAUCAUAAUGAAUAAGAAGUGCUGUAUGUCAUCUUGUAUACUUCUUAGCCUUUCGAAUGAGAUUUAGUUUUAUGCAUUGUUCUUGACAAUUGGGAUAGUCUUAAGGUUGGUGGAACAAGGGACAUGCAGUGCUGGGUUUAAAGCAUGUGUCAAGUAGACUCCCAGCGUCAAAGAGUGAUUCUCCCAACUGCCGGACUUCCAACCCCAUUCCCCUUCAGAAAGGACAAACCAUUGAGGGGCUGAAAGAUACAUUAUUCAUCUUAUAUGCAAGUCAGAAAUGGCUUAGACAGUACUGGUUUCAUUGGUUCAGAUGCUCUGCAUUAGUGCUGAGCUCCAGAAAAGUGUCACCUCCUUGUUUUUAUGACGAUCCCUGCAUUUCCUGGUUCGAUUGUACUUUUAUUGUAAAGUUACUUGUCAAUUAGCAAAGGAAGAGAGAUUACCGAUUAA